Messenger RNA from Rhododendron vialii, 800 nucleotides. RefSeq lists its product as uncharacterized. NCBI's taxonomy places the organism in Eukaryota, Viridiplantae, Streptophyta, Magnoliopsida, Ericales, Ericaceae. The record is from RefSeq and is a predicted model, not a curated record. Gene Ontology annotation, molecular function: zinc ion binding. The coding region runs from base 135 to 719 and encodes 194 amino acids. The transcript is spliced from 2 exons.
UCUAAAAUAAAACCGACAAUGAGGUGGAUAGGAGCUUUUUGAAUUGUCAUUUUCCCAUUUUGGAAUCCUGGCAUGCCAAAAAGACCACCCUACCCUCUCCCUUUUGGAAUAAUCUCCACGUUGCCCUCAUAAAUAUGAACGUUAUCUGUCAACUCAUAUUUUCCUUCACCUCACACCAGUUCUUCACAUCGAAGACCAGAGGAGAACAAAGAGAGAGAAGACGAAUCCGCAGACGACUGGACCUUCGACCAAACUGGGGAAAUCGUUCACCUUCACGUUCUUGCCUCUUGUUCAGGAUAAUGUCAUCAAGUAGUAGUUAUUACAAAGGCAAGAAUGAGGUCAAGAAAGGGGUUAACAACACCCAAAAACUCGUGUAUAUACCAAUGGAAUGCCGUUGUGGGAUGAGGGCUGAAAUUAAGAUUGUCGAAGUAAACCCAGAUACGAGGGGAGAAUUGUAUUACUCAUGUUAUAAGCCAGUUAGAGAGAUGUGUGGGUUCUUUAAGGGGUGUCUACCUGUGGGGUGGCCGACCAUUGGAAACAUCGGGGGGUGGGUGUCUAACGAACCUACCCGUGCAAGUGCCACCACUAACAGUGAUGAUGUUGUAGCACAUGAGAGAGAGGUUAUGAUGCUUCGCCAACAAUUGGACCAUUGCCACUUGCUGACAAAGGGGUUGAUCACGUGCCUCCUCCUCGCAAUUGUGGUCAUCAUCUUCAAAUGACGUAGUUCUUUGUCGAACUAUUUGAAUGACUUUUACAAGUCUAUUAUAGUUAUGGCACUGUAAUUCAACUUCCUCAUUUUU